Pan troglodytes (chimpanzee) is the source of this 2213-nucleotide messenger RNA. RefSeq names its product chromosome X CXorf58 homolog (gene CXHXorf58). The coding region runs from base 380 to 1378 and encodes 332 amino acids. The transcript is spliced from 9 exons. The record is from RefSeq and is a predicted model, not a curated record. Lineage: Eukaryota; Metazoa; Chordata; Mammalia; Primates; Hominidae.
GGCGGUUGCUAGGCGGCAAGAAAGCGCCGGCUCUGUGUGGACGGUACGCGGAGGCGCGAGGAGGGAGGCGCCUGGCGUUGCGCGGCGCUGGGAAACUGUCUUUGCAGCGGCGACUGGGCGCCCAGCGGCGUGUACUGGGAUUUCUGUGAGCAGAGGCUGCCGGGAGGGGGCGCUUGGAGGGCCACCGGCGGCUUCGAAAGCCUCGCAGCCGGAAGCCGCCGGUUGGCGGCCUGGAUUUACCUUACGAAAGGUUUUAACCAAGGACUGGAGGUUUCUCCGGUUUUAAAUUUAAACUAAUAUGCUGUGUCCUUUAAUCGGAAAAGGCUCUGACCUUAUUUUUUCCCGUUAAGAAACAAGCGAUUACUUCAUUGGAAGGAAAAUGAAUCGUUCCUCAAAUGUACCACGUAAAGGUAUUCUGAAAUCAGGUACAAGAUCCUUACAAAAAGUUCGCGGAGUACAUUUCGCAGAUGCACGAAAUGCAAGAUCAUUACUAUCAAUGCUUAAAGACAUUUCAGCUCAAAUAAUACAGAGGGCUUGGUUAUCUCAUACAAACAAAAUGAUAUUUCGACUCCUAAAACACGCAAUUUGUGCAGCGGAAUUCUAUGUAACACAUGAAAUACUGAAGAAAGUGGCCCCCUUAGAGGCUAAGCUUAUUAAGGAUCCUACUAUGCAGUGUAAAAUUAGAUUCAGAUUUAGAGGUGAAACGUUUCCACCUUUCAUCGUGUUUAAAAUUUUUCUUCAUACUGAUGGCCAUGGUUACAAGUAUUUUAGCGGAAAAAAUGUAUUAAUGCCGUCAAGUAAGGCAGUGGUUGAUGCUUGCAAACUAAUGGGGGAAAGGAAAUUUCACCGUAUAAUUAUGGAAGAUGAACGUAUUUUCCCGAAGUCCAAAGUAACUGAUAUAAUGGAUGUUGUCACCAUGCAAGAUUAUGUACAAUAUCGCAGUUUUUUCGAUGAGGCCCCUGCAUUUUCUGGCGGCAGAAAUAACAGCUGGCGCAAAUUAAAUCUUGAAAAUAUUCCCAGGACAAUGCUAAUGUAUGACAUAGUUCAUUAUUCAGAGUCUGGAGUGAUCUCAAACCGUCUACGAAAUGAAAUGAAGUUUCUGUUACAGAGACCAGUAACGCAAGAGAUCCAUAAGCACCAGCUACGGAUUGUUUCUGAAAUUAGGGGUCCAUACUUAACUGUCCAACCUCUAUAUCGGCCCUACAAACAGCAAAAUCAAGUUAAAUUUCUGGGUCGUCGAUCCAAGCAAGCUCAAAUGAAAGUUGAAAAAAUGAGAAAAGUUUAUUUGGCUAAAGAAAAAAAUACUUCUGAGGUGACUGAACCAAAAACGGGCCCAUCAGGUACAAAGGAUAACUAUCAUCUCCACUCCAUCUUUUGACAUUGUGAAAACUAAGGAAUCUAUGUCAGAGUGUCAGCUGGGAAAAGAAAAAAGGACUCAUUUUCCUGGUAUCAAAACUUGGCAGCUGGUGAUUCUCCAUCAUGAUAAUGAACAGUUAAUUGACAGAAAACCAAAGUUGUUUAACAAUCUGCUUGUCUGUCUAUAAAUAAUGAGUAUGUGUAAUAAAGGAAAAUAACAUAGAAUAAGUCCUGAGUAUGCUCUCUUAACUAAAUGUGUGACAUAUUUUAAGCCUUUUUGAAUUGCCAUAGGAACAAAUUCUUUUACUGACAGAAUUUUAAUCUAAACAAAUUUUUUCUGUUAGAUGCCCUUGAACUAGCAGUAUACAGUUUUGUUUAAGAGAUUAGUCCCUGGGACUUUUAUUCGAUUUUGAUUUUCCUUCAUUUAAACAAAUAUCUGAACAGGCCAUACUUAGCAUAAAUAUUAGAAUUCACAGAAUGAAAGGCUCCUUUUGAGUCAGCUUCUAGUGUCUUUUUUAAAGUUGAAAUUCAUUUUUACAGAACAGCUUGUGAAUGACCUAUUCUGAAUGAUAAUAAAAGUAAUAAUGGAUUUAUUGCUACAGGAGGCAUGACAUGGCAUAACUAAUCACUAUUGAGCAUUGGAAGCACCUGAGACAGAAUGUUGCGUCUGCUUUAAUCUAUUUUGGAUAUUUUUCAAGUAUGAAGUCUAUUUGGAGUAAUAUUUAUCAAUUUCAUUUUCAAUUGAUAAAUUGUCAUUCCUAAUAUGGUAUAAAUUAUUGAUUUCUUUUGUGAUCCAGGCUGUUGGAUUAUAUCAGACUUUACACAGAGGCUAUGAUAAUUAAACUGCAAUAAUUUAU